AUGUAUAUGCGCCCCGGGUCGGGCAGGUCGGCGCUGCAGCCUGCGGGGCGGCGUGGGGGCGGCGGGUCUCAGGGCGUUCUGGACACUAUCAACAUGUUUAUUGGGACCACGAACGGAGGAAUGGCAAAGGCCUCGGCCGAUUGUGUUGGUGAAGCGGAGGGAGGAUUUGCCUCGGACGGAAGUGACAUCGCGGGAUUUAGUCACAUGCAUGACUCGGGAACUGGCGGGCUCAAGUCUGUUUCCUUGGGAAACUUCCCCAUCUUCCCCCAGUAUUGUGAGAAUAACGAUGUCUCGAAGUGCAAGUUUACCAAAAAGCAGCGCCUCGUCCCUCGUGGCGAAUUCGAUGCGUCCCCGGGCUACUUCGAUAUCACCCUGGCUGAUGGCAUACGAGGCGAGGCGACUGUUACGGCUCACACGGCAUUAUACCGGUUCACUUUCCCUAAGAACGUGUCUUCGACUGGAGAGCUUCUUCGGCCUGUCAUCACUCUCGACUUGAAUAACUUGGAUAACAAGCGAAGUGGACCCGGAAGUCUAUCGAUUGACGCAAAGACUGGCCAGAUAUCUGGAAGCGGGAUCUUUCUACCGAGUUUUGGUACUGGCCAGUACGAGCUGCACUUCUGCAUGGACUUCAGCAGUGCUUCCAGGGCGGAAACUGACAUAUGGGAAGGCCUCGGCUCGCUCGUGAAUAAAACGCAAGUGGAGUUCACCGGAUAUGCCGGCGGUGGUACAAUUUCGAAAUUUCAACCUCCAGGGAGCGAUUACGUGAUGGCCCGUGUCGGCCUCAGCUUUAUAAGUCAAGCUCAAGCUUGCCAGAAUGCCGAGUCCGAGAUUCCCAAUUUUGACUUCGAGAAGGUGAGAAAGGCCGCCAGGAAGGAGUGGGAAAAGAAAUUCGAUGUCAUCAAGAUCGCGCCAGGUGGGAUCGACAAGGACUUGGAGGUCAUCUUCUGGAGUGGCUUCUACCGGACGAUGUUGAGCCCCCAGGAUUACACGGGCGAGAAUCCUCUCUGGAAUUCCACGGAGCCGUACUUCGAUAGCUUCUACUGUAUCUGGGACUCCUUCCGGUCUCAACAUCCGUUUCUAACGCUGGUGGACCCCGACGAGCAGUCAAGAAUGGUGCGGGCUUUGAUCGAUAUCUGGAAGUUCGAAGGAAAGCUACCGGACUGCCGCAUGAGUCUUUGCCAGGGGCUUACUCAAGGCGGAUCGAAUGCCGACGUCGUCAUUGCCGAUGCGUAUGUGAAGAAGCUGGGCGGCCCUAUCGAUUGGGACUUGGCUUAUCGCGCAGUCGUCUCAGACGCCGAAGACGAGCUUGAUAGGUGGGACACCGCAGGCAGAGGGGGCUUGAACAGCUGGAAGUCUUUGGGCUACCUUCCUGUCAACGAUAAGAAUGAUCGUGGGCAGGGAUUGAAAACUCGCACCGUUUCGAGGACAGUCGAGUUCGCCUACAACGACUUCUGCAUUGCCGCCAUGGCCCAGGGCUUGAACCAUGGAGUAGACCAGAAAAAGUAUCUUCGAAGAGCCAGCAAUUGGAAAAAUCUGUUUAAAGCCGACCAGAAUUCAUCUAUUAAUGGUGUAGACACGGGAUUUAUGGGGUUCUUGCAGCCACGCGAGGCGGAUGGGACUUGGGUAUUUCAAAACCCCAUCAAAUGUUCCCCGCUUAUGGAUCCGCUCUCCUGCUUUCUCGAUAGCGGCGGGGGCGCGACCUACGAGGGUGCUUGCUGGCUCUACACCUUCUUCGCGCCACAGGAUAUGGCCGCACUCAUCUCUUUACUCGGCGGACCCGAGCGGUUUACAGAACGCCUGAACUUCCUCCACGAAAGUGGCCUGUCGUAUAUGGGUGACGAGCAGGCUUUUUUGACGGUUUUCCUCUACCAUUAUGCCGGCCGACCUGGACUCAGCUCCAAGCGCGCCCAUUCGUACAUUCCGAGCGAGUUCAACAACACUAUCAAUGGCAUCCCGGGAAAUGAUGACUCGGGAGCCAUGGGCUCCUUCGUCACCCUGACCAUGAUGGGUGUCUUCCCCAACCCAGGUCAGGACGUCUACUUCAUCACGCCUCCCUUCUUCCAGGAGAUCAGCCUCUUGAAUCGACAGACAGGCAAGACGGCAACAAUCCGGAAUAUCAACUUCGAUCCAGAAUACAAAAAUAUCUACGUCCAGACUGCGACGCGAGAUGGGGUCGCCUGGACCAAGAACUGGAUCGAUCACGGCUUCUUUCUUGAGGGAGGGGUCCUUGAGUUGACGUUGGGUCCCGAGGAGAGCGAGUGGGGCACGAAGGAGGAAGAUCUGCCGCCGAGUAUGAGCACGACAUGA
Molecule: messenger RNA, 2307 nt
Organism: Drepanopeziza brunnea f. sp. 'multigermtubi' MB_m1
Lineage: Eukaryota; Fungi; Ascomycota; Leotiomycetes; Helotiales; Drepanopezizaceae
Source: RefSeq, a predicted model, not a curated record